AUGUCUGAUCAAGUCGAAUUCUAUGGAUUUACGCCGGUCCCCCGCGAUCCUGAUGUCUUGUUUCGUGACCAUCCCACAGCAAACGCACCUGCUACAGUCAUACAGACGGUGGAAGAUUUUCCGUUCCCGGAAUCACCGCUCGUACGAGAGGCUGAGACAUUUGUUACGAGGGAGCUGGACCAACUAACCAUCAAUCAUUCUAAGAGGGUUUAUAUUUACGGCAUGGCAAUAGUGAAGCUGCACUUCCCAUCAUGGUCGUUCGAUCCCGAAACUUACUAUCUCGCUUGCUUGUUGCACGAUAUCGGUACUGCGGAGCGAUUCCUUUUGAAGACCAAGCUAUCAUUUGAGUUCAAGGGCGCAAUCGUGGCUCGAGACCUACUUCUCCAAUUAGGCAGUGUAGAGGAUCAAGCAGACAGCGUCUGUGAUGCCAUUGUUCGACACCAGGAUAUUUUUGUGAAAGGCGGAAAUAUUACUGUGAUCGGCCAAGUCCUGCAGUUGGCCACGAUAUUGGGUGCUCGCGCCAAUCUCAUUCAUCCCAAGUUGAUGGAGACAGCACUCGCAAAGUUCUCCGGGAAAGGUUGGAUGGAGAAAUUCGCAACCGUAGUUGAAACAGAGCUGCGAGAGAAGCCUUGGUGCCACACUAGCAGCUUCGAGCAUCCAAAUUGGCGUAAGGGCGAUGCUAGUCAGUUCGCCACCGAUGUCCGAAAGAACGACUUGCUCCACAAACUCGCAGAGUGA
Pleurotus ostreatus (oyster mushroom) is the source of this 738-nucleotide messenger RNA. RefSeq lists its product as uncharacterized. The coding region runs from base 1 to 738 and encodes 245 amino acids. Lineage: Eukaryota; Fungi; Basidiomycota; Agaricomycetes; Agaricales; Pleurotaceae. The record is from RefSeq and is a predicted model, not a curated record. The transcript is spliced from 5 exons.